UCCGUCUUUCCUGAGCUGGAGCGGACGGGGCGUCCUCCCUGGGUCCUGGGUGUUGUAAGAGAAUUAGAAUAAAAGCCCUCCCGAGAUCCGCUCGGAGGACACCCCUGCGCCAUGGGAGUCCAGGGGCUGUGGAAGCUGUUGGAGGGCUCCGGGCGGCAGGUCAGCCCGGAAACGCUGGAAGGGAAGGUCCUGGCUGUCGAUAUUAGCAUUUGGUUAAACCAAGCACUUAAAGGAGUCCGGGAUCGCCAUGGGAACUCAAUAGAAAAUGCUCAUCUUCUCACUUUGUUUCAUCGACUCUGCAAACUCUUGUUUUUUCGAAUUCGUCCUAUUUUUGUGUUUGACGGGGAUGCUCCACUAUUGAAGAAACAGACUUUGGCUAAGAGAAGGCUGAAAAAGGAUUCGGCAUUCAGUGACUCCAGAAAAACUACAGAGAAGCUUUUAAAAACAUUUUUGAAAAGACAAGCUAUCAAAACUGCCUUUAAAAGCAAAAGAAAUGAAGCACUACCUAGUCUUACUCAAGUUCAAAGAGAAGACAUCUAUGUUUUGCCACCUUUACAAGACGAAGAAAAACAUAGUUCAGAAGAAGAAGAUGAAAAAGAAUGGCAAGAAAGAAUGAAUCAGAAACAAGUAUUGCAGGAAGAGUUCUUUCAUAAUCCUCAGGCAAUAGACAUUGAAUCUGAGGACUUUACCAGCUUACCUCUAGAAGUCAAGCAUGAAAUCUUGACUGAUAUGAAAGAAUUUACCAAGCGAAGAAGAACGUUAUUUGAAGCAAUGCCAGAGGAGUCCAACGACUUUUCACAGUACCAACUCAAAGGCUUGCUUAAAAAAAAUUAUCUAAACCAGCACAUAGAAAAUGUGCAAAAGGAAAUGAAUCAACAGCAUUCAGGACAAAUCCAAAGGCAGUAUGAAGAUGAAGGGGGCUUUUUGAAGGAGGUAGAGUCGAGGAGAGUGGUCUCUGAAGACACUUCACAUUACAUCUUGAUAAAAGGUAUUCAAGCUAAGAAAGUUGCAGAAGUGGAUUCAGAGUCUCUUCCUUCUUCCAGUAAAAUGCACAGCAUGUCCUCUGACAUGAAGUCAUCUCCCUGUGAAAAACUGAAGCUAGAGAAGGAGCCUGAUGCCACCCCUCCGUCUCCAAGAACUCUACUCGCAAUGCAAGCCGCCAUGCUGGGAAGUAGCUCUGACGAGGAGGUGAAGGGUGAAAAUCAGAGGCGGUACAGUAAGAGGCGCAUGCCUGCUGCUGCAGACGAAGGCUCCAUGUCUCCACGGACUCUCUCAGCUAUUCAGAGAGCUCUUGAUGAUGAUGAAGAUGUGAAAAUGUGUGCUGGGCACGAUGUGCAGGCGGGAGGGCCAGGAGUGACAGAGCUGCUUAUGGACAGUUCCAGUGAGGACAAUGAUGAGGGACUCAAAGUGAGAGAUGGAAAAGGAAUGCUGUCUACCACCGCUCCUUCAACCAGUGUGAACUUCGUAGAGGAGCAUGUAGCCAGCACUAAUAAGGAAAAAGAUGUGACAGACUCAGCUCGUUUGUCUGUCUUUUGUGAAGGCAGUGAAUCUCAUGUUCCAAAAGAGCAGACAACAUUUAUUCACAUGGUGAAUGAAGCCUUUCAGACAAGCAGUGGGUCUGUGGUUAAGGGUAGAAAAGACCCACUUCCUUUAGCAAGCACAGUGGUUGUACACAGUGAUGCACCUGGGCUCUUGAGUGGAAGGGCACUGACACCAGCACCUCCAAGUUCAAGUUCUGUGUCAAGGAAUGAAACACACACCAAAGUGUUUGAGCUACAGAAAGACCUUUGCCCAUCUGCUAGUAAAUAUGAUUCUUCUGUUGUUUCAAGUGAUAAUGAAACGGAAUUUGAACACAGUCCUGCUUCUGAGGUCAUUGGCACUGUCAGUUUGCAAGAAACAAGUAAAAUAGUAAGUGUCCUUUCAGAGACAAUAGGUAACUUAGAAAAUGUGGCAUCAUUUUACGCUAAAGAGCAUGAGAAUUUCAUGAAAACCACACAAGAAAGGGAGACAGUCAAAUCUGCAGACCAGGAUUUAAUUUCAGUUCCAAAGUCAGUGGAAACAAUGGAAAUCGACUCUGAAGAAAGUGAAUCUGACGGGAGUUUCAUUGAAGUGCAGAGUGUGGUGAGUGGUGAGGAACUUCAGGCUGAAUCUUAUGAAGCUUCCAGAUCUCCCUCCGAACAAGGUGAAGAGGAACUGAUAGGAACUAAGGAAGAAGAAGCCCCUGGUGACAUGGAGAGCCUCCUAAGAGACAACUCUGAAAGUGAGAACUUGCACAUUGAGCCACAUAAGGAAGCUGAAAAAGAUGCAGAGGAUUCCUUCAAUGAAUGGGAAGAUAUUAAUUUGGAGGAGCUGGACACUCUGGAGAGCAGUCUUUUAGCAGAACAAAAUUCACUGAAAGCUCAAAAACAGCAGCAAGAACGAAUCGCUGCUACGGUAACAGGGCAGAUGUUCCUGGAAAGUCAGGAACUUCUGCGCCUCUUUGGCAUUCCUUACAUCGAAGCUCCCAUGGAAGCAGAGGCGCAGUGCGCCAUCCUGGACCUGACUGAUCAGACUUCUGGAACCAUCACUGAUGAUAGUGAUAUCUGGCUGUUUGGAGCGCGGCAUGUCUAUAAAAACUUUUUUAAUAAAAACAAGUUUGUAGAAUACUACCAAUAUGUGGACUUUUAUAACCAGUUAGGAUUGGACCGGAACAAAUUAAUAAAUUUGGCCUAUUUGCUUGGAAGUGAUUAUACCGAAGGAAUACCAACCGUAGGCUGUGUAACAGCCAUGGAAAUUCUCAAUGAAUUCCCUGGACAUGGCCUGGAACCUCUACUAAAAUUCUCAGAGUGGUGGCAUGAAGCUCAAAAAAAUAAGAAGAUCACACCUAAUCCUCAUGACACCAAAGUGAAAAAAAAAUUAAGGACGUUGCAACUCACACCUGGCUUCCCUAACCCAGCUGUUGCGGACGCUUACCUCAAGCCUGUGGUGGAUGACUCAAAGGGAUCGUUUCUUUGGGGGAAGCCUGAUCUUGACAAAAUUAGAGAGUUUUGUGAACGAUAUUUUGGCUGGAACAAGACUAAGACAGAUGAAUCUCUGUUUCCAGUGUUAAAGCAACUGAAUGCCCAGCAGACACAGCCCCGAAUUGAUUCUUUCUUUAGAGUAGCUCAACAGGAGAAACAAGAUGCUAAACGUAUUAAGAGCCAGAGACUAAACAGAGCUGUGACAUGUAUGCUGAGGAAAGAAAGAGAAGCAGCAGCCAGUGAAAUAGAAGCAGUUUCUGUUGCUAUGGAGAAAGAAUCUGAGAUACUUGAUAAGUCAAAAGGAAAAACCCAGAAGAGAAGCACAGCAAAUGAAUCAAAAGAGUCAUCAAGCCUGAAAAGAAAGAAGCUUUCAGAUUCUAAACGAGAGAACAAAUGUGGUGGAUUUUUGGAGGAGACCUGCCUUUCCCAGUCAUCUGAUGCAUCUUCAGAUGAGGAUGCUGCAAAUUUGUCUUUAAUGAACACACAAAAGAGAAAAGCAGUUAAAGAGUCAAAAAUCAGCUCUUCAGAUUUGCAGAGCUCAGUGAAAGAUGCUCAUGUAAAGUAUGGAGGUGAGACUACAAGCAGCUCCAGUGAUGAUGAUGGAGAGAAGGCCCAGACGGUCCUAGUGACUGCCAGAUCUGUGUUUGGGAAGAAAAAAGGGAAACUGAGAAGUACAAGGACAAGAAAAAGGAAAACCUAAUUUAAAAAUAUGUACUCUC
Galeopterus variegatus (Sunda flying lemur) is the source of this 3718-nucleotide messenger RNA. RefSeq names its product excision repair cross-complementation group 5 (gene ERCC5). NCBI's taxonomy places the organism in Eukaryota, Metazoa, Chordata, Mammalia, Dermoptera, Cynocephalidae. Gene Ontology annotation, biological process: nucleotide-excision repair. The coding region runs from base 112 to 3699 and encodes 1195 amino acids. The transcript has 15 exons. The record is from RefSeq and is a predicted model, not a curated record. Gene Ontology annotation, cellular component: nucleus. Gene Ontology annotation, molecular function: DNA endonuclease activity; single-stranded DNA binding.